AGUCAAUCCAUUUGAAGUUUUGGCUUAGUUGCAUCAUUUCUUAUCGGAUUUGUGUUGUAUUAUACUAGAAAUGAACCAACAGAUGAAUAAGGAAGACUUUCAGAAGAUUAUCCAGCGUUGGCAUCAAUUGCGGGAGCAAUUUGGUGAUCAGGCCAUAAACGUCCCUGAGUUUGCUAGGUUGAACAAAGUGAUAAACAUGUACAAGAAUCAUCAAGUCCAAAGGAUGCAACAACAGCAGCAACAGCAACAGCAGCAGCAACAACAACAGUAUGCCAAGGUCAAUCUGCAUAUCCCACAACAACAAAAGCCUCAACCACAACCCCAACAACUUCAACAACAACAACUGCAUACGGGCACUCCAAAUAUGCAAUCGUACCCAAAUCAAAAUAUGGGCAAUUUUAAUAACCAACAACAACAGCCACAACAACAAUACCCACCCCAACUCCAAGGACAAUCUCCUAUGGCCGGUGGAGUUAUGGGCCAAUCUAACAACGCGACCCCGCUUGUCCAAAAUGCCAACUUAAUGUCACAAGCUAGGAAUAACAUGCCCAUGCAAUCAGCAAACCAAUUCACAGGGAAUCAAAUGUCUGCUGGCCAGCAACAACCAUAUCCAACUAACCAGCAACAGCCACAACCGUUAGAUCCAGGUAUGAUGCAGAGCCCAAAUGUUAUGGGUGGAGAAUCUGCAUUCACAACUCAACAAUUCCAGUUACUUAAAUCACAAUUCCAAGCGUUGAAGUACUUGCUUAAGUCUCCAAACUCUGGAUAUCCUCCAAUCCCGCAAAACUUGACCGCGUUUGUUACCAAUGAAGCAUCUGCUUACCCCAAUGGAGAUUACUUGCCUGCUGGUAAUCCAAAUAAGAUUGCUGCUCCCCCUCCUAAGCAAAACAUCAACAAUGGAAUAGUCCCACCUCCUAAUCAAAUCCCAAUAGGGGGCCAACAACAGCAACAACCGGGUAUGAUGAGUGGUCCAAGUGUCACUCCUUCUCCAAACAUGCCUCCGGGGACUCCGCCAAUUGAGAAAAAGAAGGGAAAGAGAGGUCCAAAGCCCAAGAAUAAUGGCCAACCUAAGAAACUUACCAAGAAGCAACUUCAAAAGGUGGAAGAAGAAAGGAGGAUCGAGGAAGAAAGACAAGCUAGAGAAUCUAUUGACUUGCAAAGAGGAAUCGAACAACUGCAACAGCAAGAUCAACCACCUCAACAACAACAACAACCACCACCACCACCAUCAUUACAGCAACAAAUGCUGCAAAUGUCUACUCAACCUCCUCCAAAGGAAAUGAAGGCAUCGAUUAGCCCCAAACCACUGCAACCUGUUGGUGCUGAUCCUAGUCCUCCGGUUAAUAUCAAGAAAUUAAUACCUGAUCGAUCCAAGAGUGAUAAGAUCAUUAUUCCAGUUAACAAGCCUAAUAUGCAGGUUGAUACUUUUGAAGUUCCAGAUUUAGUUGGUGAUUACGUUAAGGAUAUUUCUCUUAGUGCAUUCUACACUCCUCAAAGCAGACUUCAAUUCCCGGGUUUACUUCCUGAUGGUAUCAAUAUGGAUGAUAUCGUUGCUAACAAAGAAGUUCAUUUGUUGUUACUGAUUGAAAAGGAAAAGGAUCGGUUACGAAGACAAUUAUUGGAAUUGUCCGAUGCCGAUGAAGACAAGAAGACGCAAUUGGAAACCGAGUUGGCUCAAUUGGAGUUGUUACCUUAUCAAAAGGAAUUGCGCGGGAAGCUACUCAUCCAAACUUGGUUCAGCAAAUCAUUACUUCCAAAUUCCCAUCCAAACUUUUUGGCCAGAUUUAAUACUUUGUCAUUAGAUCAUGUUAUCAUCACCGAGGAUUUAUAUCGACAUCAAUUGGAAACAUUAAUGCAAGCCCAAAACCAACAGCACAAAAAGACCAUUGACGAGAUUCUUCUUUAUAGUGAGAGAAGCAGCAACCAGGUUAUGAGAAGAAGAGACAAAUUGAACCGAUUGGGCAAUAAAGUUGCCAGUUUCCAUAAUCAAACUGCCAAGGAAGAACAAAAGAGAAUCGAAAGAAUGGCCAAGCAGCGUUUGCAAGCAUUAAAGCUGAAUGAUGAAGAAGCAUAUUUGAAAUUGUUGGAUCAUACCAAGGAUACCAGAAUCACUCAUUUGUUAAAGCAAACCAAUCAGUUCUUAGAUUCCUUGGCACAAGCUGUGCAAUCGCAGCAAAAGGAAGCUGAAGAGAAUCUUGUUAGCAGUGGACGUAUUGCCAAACCUGAAGAGCCAGCUGAGCCUAUGGAUGAUGAAAAGAGAGAGAAAAUCGAAUACUACAAUGUUGCCCAUCGUAUCAAGGAAGAAAUCACCAAGCAACCUAGUAACUUGGUUGGAGGUACUUUGAAGGAAUAUCAAUUGAAGGGGUUACAAUGGAUGGUUUCGUUAUUCAACAAUCAUUUAAAUGGUAUCUUGGCCGAUGAGAUGGGUCUUGGUAAGACUAUUCAAACAAUCUCGUUGAUUACUUACCUUGUGGAAGUAAAGAAGAUUAAUGGUCCAUUUUUGGUUAUUGUUCCCUUGUCCACUGUUACUAAUUGGAAUUUGGAAUUUGAAAAAUGGGCUCCUUCAGUGAAGAAGAUUACAUAUAAAGGUACUCCUAAUCAACGUAAAGUGUUGCAACAAGAUAUUAGAACAGGUAAUUUCCAAAUCUUGUUGACUACUUAUGAAUAUAUCAUCAAGGAUAAAGCAUUGUUGUCGCGAAUUAGAUGGGUUCAUAUGAUUAUUGAUGAAGGUCAUCGUAUGAAGAAUGCCAGUUCGAAAUUAUCGGAAACUUUGAGCCAUAGUUAUCAUAGUGAUUAUCGUUUAAUUUUGACUGGUACUCCAUUGCAAAACAACUUACCUGAAUUAUGGGCCUUGUUGAAUUUCGUGUUGCCCAAGAUUUUCAAUUCGGUUAAAUCUUUUGAUGAAUGGUUCAAUACUCCGUUCGCUAACACUGGUGGUCAAGAUAAGAUUGAGUUGAGCGAAGAAGAAACGUUGUUGGUUAUUAGAAGAUUACAUAAAGUGUUGAGACCCUUCUUGUUGAGAAGAUUGAAGAAGGAUGUCGAAAAGGAUUUGCCUAACAAAGUUGAAAAGGUUAUUAAAUGUAAAAUGUCGUCAUUACAAUCUAAAUUAUACCAACAAAUGUUACGUCUUAACAUCUUAUACGCUGCUGAUCCUGCUGAUGAAAAUACUGCCGUUACUAUCAAGAAUGCCAAUAAUCAAAUCAUGCAAUUGAGAAAGAUUUGUAAUCAUCCAUUUGUUUACGAAGAAGUUGAAAAUAUGAUCAACCCCAAAGCAGAAACCAAUGACCAAAUAUGGAGAGUUGCUGGUAAGUUUGAAUUAUUAGACAAGAUUUUACCCAAGUUCAAGAAGACUGGACACAAGGUUUUGAUUUUCUUCCAAAUGACGCAGAUUAUGGAUAUUAUGGAAGAUUUCUUGCGCUUUCGUAACAUGAAAUACAUGAGAUUGGAUGGUGGUACCAAAGCCGACGAUAGAACUUCGUUAUUGAAGCUUUUCAAUGCACCUGGGUCCGAUUAUUUCUGUUUCUUGUUGUCCACAAGAGCUGGUGGGUUGGGUCUUAAUUUGCAAACUGCCGAUACAGUUAUUAUUUUCGAUACCGACUGGAAUCCUCAUCAAGAUUUACAAGCUCAAGAUAGAGCCCAUCGUAUUGGUCAAAAGAAUGAAGUCAAGAUUUUGAGACUUAUCACAGAAGACUCGGUGGAAGAAAUGAUUUUGGAAAGAGCCCAUGCGAAAUUGGAAAUUGAUGGUAAGGUUAUUCAAGCUGGUAAGUUUGAUAAUAAAUCUACUGCCGAAGAACAAGAAGCCAUGUUGAGAGCUUUGAUUGAAAAGGAUGAAGAACGUAGACAAAAGGGUAGUGAUGACGAAGAGGAUGAAUUGGAUGAUGAUGAAAUGAAUGAAAUUAUCGCCAGAAAUGAAGGUGAGUUGGUUACUUUCAAGCAGAUUGAUGAAGAAAGAAUCCUUACUACCAAGAAUGCAUCGUAUAAGACGAGAUUGUUUUCUGACGAAGAAUUGCCAGAAAUUUACAAGAAAGAUCCUGAAGAAUUAUUCAAGAGAGCGGAGGAAAUUAUGGAAGAGUAUGGUCGUGGUGCAAGAGAAAGAAAGACCACUAAUUAUGACGACCAUUUGACUGAAGAACAAUGGUUGAGGCAAAUUGACGGGGUUGUUUCUGAUGAAAGUGAUACUGAAGUUGAAGUUAAACCAAAGAGAGCCAGAGGUAGACCACGCGGUAGGCCAAGAUCUAAGGGUCCUGAUGCCGAAAGUAAAGAUGAAUCACCUGAACAAAGUCAAACUGAAUCAGAAGCUACUCUGAAACGAUUCUUGGAUGACUCUGAUGAUUUUGUUCCUGUAAAGAGACAAAAGUCAGCAACACCAAAACUUCCACCAGUAAGAGGAAGAGGCCGUGGAAGAGGUAGAGGUCGUGGUAAGGGAUCAUUAUUAAAUAGACCAACACCAACAGUUGACCCAUUGACUCCUGAUGAAAGGGCCAGACUUCAGAAUGUCCUUGAAAAUAUCUUGGGAUUGAUCUUGAAUUAUAAGAAUGAGCAUGAUAGAAGAUUGAGUGAUUUGUUUUUGGUUAAACCAUCAAGAAAGUUGUACCCUGAUUAUUAUGUGUUGAUCAAACAUCCAAUAGCCCUUGAUGUGAUUAAAAAGAGAAUAUUUACCAAGAGUUACACCCAAGCUAGAGAGAUGUUGGAGGAUGUUCAUUUGAUGUUUAGUAAUGCUAGAAUCUAUAAUGAAGAAGGAUCGAUUGUAUUCCAAGAUGCUUCAUUCUUGGAGAAAUUAGCCACUGAAAAGUUUAGAGAACUCAACUCGGAUAUUCCUGAAGAUCAACUUGACAAGAUCUUAGACUUUACUGAAUUUGACGAAACCUUCAAUUUAAAGCCUUUGGUUGUCCCAUCAGCCAUGAAACAUCCUAUUGAUGCCAAAUUGGAAAGACUUGAUAAUGGCGAAUCAAUUGAUAGUCCAAUAAUCGGAAUAUCGACUGCAUUGGAAACAGAAGAGUCAACACCAGCCACAUUUGAUUGA
This is a messenger RNA of Spathaspora passalidarum NRRL Y-27907, 5023 nucleotides long. It is a transcript of the gene SNF2, whose product is annotated as SWI/SNF catalytic subunit. The transcript has a single exon. Lineage: Eukaryota; Fungi; Ascomycota; Pichiomycetes; Serinales; Debaryomycetaceae. The coding region runs from base 71 to 5023 and encodes 1650 amino acids. Gene Ontology annotation, biological process: positive regulation of transcription by RNA polymerase II. Gene Ontology annotation, molecular function: ATP binding; histone binding; ATP-dependent chromatin remodeler activity. The record is from RefSeq and is a predicted model, not a curated record. Gene Ontology annotation, cellular component: nucleus.